AUGGAAAAUUUAAGGAAUCUCAAGAUUUUAAGUAUUCAAAGUAAUCGGCUAACCCAAAUAAAAGGACUUGAGGGACUUAUUAAUUUGGAAGAGAUUUAUUUGAGCCAUAAUGGCAUAAAUGAACUUGGAGGAUUUGAAAAUAAUAUGAAAUUAAGGGUAAUCGAUAUUAGCAAUAACAACAUAAAGCAUAUUGAAAAUAUCGCACACUUAGAAAAUUUGGAAGAAUUUUGGGCCAGCAAUAAUCAUCUCAGUGAUUUUGAAGAACUCUCGUCGCAACUUUCACACCUUAAAAAAUUGACGACAGUUUAUUUUGAAGGAAAUCCUUUGCAAAAGGAACAACAAUCUUUAUACAGACUCAAAGUGAAAACCCACUUACCACAACUUACUCAAAUAGAUGCUAC
This is a messenger RNA of Racocetra fulgida, 401 nucleotides long. NCBI's taxonomy places the organism in Eukaryota, Fungi, Glomeromycota, Glomeromycetes, Diversisporales, Gigasporaceae. The record is from the annotation of a GenBank genome assembly.